UUCACCCACUGAAGCUGUCACUACUUCAGCGUUAGCCGAUCGAGUCAGUCGGUGAGCUAGCUCUGCGCUGCACAACGGUUCUCUUUGUACGGCGCUCUGGAGGAAAACAUGAAAAUUCAUUUCAAAGACAAUGGUGAAGCCGCCAGUUCGGACGGAGAGGAUAUAAUAAAUCAUGAUAACGAUGCCCUGAGAGACCGAGUUGCUGACUUAGAAAAGAAAGUUCAAGAACAAGCAGAUGAAAUUGUGUGCCUUCGCGGAACAUUAGCCGAUGUUUUACGACGAGUGACUCAACUCGAAGGCAGAGCCGUCAUCAUCACCAGCAACAAUGUGCCUACCCCUGUUAAGAGCUCUUUCUCCAGCAACACACUUCCCAGCAAGCCUUCAAAUAUCAACUACCAACGUCAAAUCACAUCACCCACCACAAAUUCCAACUCUCACCAUCCUACACCUCAGACACCUGUGCAGCCUAACAGAAGGCUUUCUCAUUAUCCUUCCUCAGGAUCCUUACAUAGUGAAGGGGGACACAGCUCAAGUUCUGCAUCCCCUAUCCCUUCCCCAUCACCAUCCAUAACAAACUCCCGCAGCUCCCCUUCUCCUCGACACACGCCAUCCCCCAACAGGCACAUAUCAAUGUCUACAUCCAAUCUCAACUCCAUGAAGAAGUGGUCAUCCAGCCAGGAAUAUUUAACUUCAAGCAAUAAUGCAAGGCGAGUGACCACUGGAUCUCUUUUCAACUUGAAUAUGCGAAGUGUGACACCUAAUCAUGCUAGACAUGGUACCAAAGAUGCUGUUUUAAUGCAAGAGGAAGGCAUUGUCAAGCUGUACCUGCGUGGUAGGCCAAUUGCACUACAUAUUCCUACAGAUUAUUUGCAAGAUUAUUCUCUUAACAAAGUUAAUAAUCCACCCUCCCAGAGGUUAAAAUUAGAAUGGGUUUAUGGUUAUAGAGGAAGGGACUGUCGAUCAAAUCUUUAUUUUUUACCUACUGGAGAAAUGGUAUAUUUUAUUGCUUCUGUUGUUGUUUUAUAUAAUGUUGAAGAUCAGAUACAAAGGCACUACAUGGGCCAUACAGAUGACAUUAAAUGUUUAGCUCUACAUCCUAAUAAAUUAUUAAUUGCUACAGGUCAAGUAGCUAGCACAGAUAGAAGAGAACGAAGACCAAGGAUAUCCAAGCGGCCACAUGUGAGAAUAUGGGACUCUGUGAGUCUAAACACUCUUCAUGUAAUUGGUGCUGGUGAAUUCGAAAGAGCUGUGUGUUGUGUUGCCUUUUCUCAUGCAGAUGGUGGUUCAUUACUUUGUGUCAUUGAUGAAUCUGUAGAGCAUACAUUAUCACUGUGGGAUUGGCAGAAAGGUGAAAAAGGACACAAGAUUACAGAAACUAAAAGUGCCACUGAAACAGUUCUUGCAGCUGAAUUCCAUCCAAUGGACAGACAUACUCUCAUAACCAUUGGGAGAGGUCAUAUCUAUUUUUGGGAUACGGAAGGGGGGACAUUAGCAAAGAAACUGGGAUUGUUUGAGAAGCAAGAUAAGCCAAGGUAUGUUCUAUGUAUGUCUUUCACAGAAACUGGGGAAUUACUCACUGGUGAUUCAAAUGGCAACAUCCUUGUCUGGUCCAGAGGCUCUAAUAAAGUUGCCCGUACCAUAUAUAAUGCUCAUGAUGGUGGAGUCUUCUCCAUAUGUUCCAUGAAAGAUGGAACAUUUCUUUCUGGAGGAGGACGAGACCGAAGAAUCAUUGAGUGGGAUCAUGCUUUGACUCGAACGGGUAGAGAAGCAAAGCUUCCUGAACAGACUGGUGGAAUUCGAGCUCUAGCACAAGGGAAAGGCAGCAUGCUUCUUGUAGGGACAACAAGAAAUUGCAUUCUUCAAGGCACUUUAUCGUUGAAUUUUUCAUUAGUUGUUCAGGGUCACACAGAGGAGAUUCGGGCUUUAGCUGUACAUCCUAACCAAAGUCAAUUUAUCACUGGCGGGCAUGACCAUUACAUUCAUUUAUGGGAUACCAUGUCACAUUCAGUUGUUUGGAGUAAAGAUAUUGGGGAAGCUGUCCAAUCUGCUUGUUUCUCUCCUGAUGGAAGUGUGGUUGCUCUUGCAACAACAUCUGGCAGAUGGUCUGUAUUGGAUGCAACCACAAGACAAGUCUAUUCCAUGCAUGCUGAUGGUAGUGAAGCCAUUGAUUGUGUUAAAUUCUCCCCAGAUGGUAGAUUUCUUGCUGUUGGAUCACAUGAUAAUUAUAUAUAUGUGUAUCAAGUGGAUGAUGAAUACAAGAAAUAUAACAGAAUUGGACGAUGCAUGGGUCAUUCCAGCUUUAUCACUCAUCUUGAUUGGUCAGAUGAUAGUACAUAUAUUCAAACUAAUUCUGGAGAUUAUGAACUGUUAUUCUGGAAUGCUGGAGUGUGCCGACAAGUCAGCAAUAUGUCCAUAGCUAGAGAUAUCAAAUGGAAUACUCAAACAUGCACAAUAGGCUUUAGUGUAUUAGGUAUUUGGCCUGAAAAUGCAGAUGGUUCAGAUGUCAACACAUGCUCCCGUUCUCAUUCUCAUAAGUUAUUAGCCACUGGAGAUGAUUUUGGGAAAGUUAACAUUUAUAGCUAUCCUUCCUGCCAACCAAAGUCUCCUCACCACAGCUAUGGUGGCCAUAGUAGUCAUGUAACAAAUGUAGACUUUACUCCAGAUGAUACUCGUUUGAUCUCCCUCGGUGGUCGAGAUUGUAGCAUCAUGCAAUGGGCAUUGACUUAAAUCUUCUCUCUCUAAAUAGCAGUACAGAUUAUUAAUCCUGCCUCUGAACCAGACGUUCCCGGUUGCUCUCAUUUCCCUGAAUGCACAUUACUUUUUUUUUUUUUUUUUUUAGUGGUGUGCGUGAUUCAUGCAAUCAAUGAAUUACCAUGAAGCUGUUUUCUGGUCAGAAAUUGUAUUGUGUGAGAUUUCAAAUUUGUUGUGUAAUGAAAUUUUGAUUGAAUGUUGAAUUAUAUGGCAUCUUUUAUCAUGAGAAAUGAUUUAAUGAACCCUAAAAUUGUUAGCUGCUGGUAUUAACCAGUGCGCUGUGAGAUUUUGUAUGUUUGUGGCAUUUUGUUAUGAAUCAGAUACUCAUUAUGCUUCAGGAAGUAUAAAUAAUAUCUCGCUAAAUAAAAUGCUUUAAAAAAGCAGUUUAUAAUUUUGAAUACCUGUGUGUUUUAAGUUUUGUUUUCAUGGUUGUUGCAGUGAUCAUUUAUGGUAGCUGACUCUCUGAGUCUUUUUGACAUGCAGAGUGUGCCGUGCUUGUGUGGUAGUGUGAGAGUUUUAAGUUAAAUUAUAUUUCUAGAAUAUUAUAUUUAGUAGAGGCAUUUAAAAUUGUUUCUGCAUUUUAUUGGUUAUUACCGAAAAAAUGACAUGGGUUAUAAAAAAUUUUAUGCAUUUCUUAAAAUGAAAUGAAACUGUUAAUAACAAUUUUUUAAUGUUAAAAAAAUAUUAUGAAAGGCAUUCUAUGACAUUGUAUUAUAAUGAAAAAUGAUAUAAUCAAAAUAAAUCUUGCAUUUUAUAUUGUAAAAAAAAUCAUAUUCAUUUUUAUUGAAAUCCAUUCAAUUUUUGAAUGAAUAACUUAUUUUAUCGUUGAAAUCAGAAAGCUAAAGAAUCAUAAAUUAUUAUCAAAAAGUGCCUUUACUCUAAAGAGGAAAACAGAUUAUUUAUAAAAUUUACUGUGUUGCAUUUUUAAUGCUAAAUAUUAUUUCAAUGAAUUAUAAUUAGUGUUUUGCAUAAUAAAUAUAUCACAAAAUGUUGUAAUAUCUUAUUAUGAAACUGUCAAAAAUUCAGUAUUAAAUUUUUCAAUAUAAAUAAAAUAUUUAUUGAGCUCUAGAGUAAAUUUUUUAAUCGAUGGUAAGUGCUUUGGAAAAGAAGAAUCAUUAUAUGAAUAAGGUAUAUUAUGCAAGUGUUUAAAAUUGUUAUAUAAGAAAUGCAUCUAAUUCAUGACUAUUUACACUAUAUUUAAUUUUAAAUAUCUUUUAUUUUUCUUUUACUUGAUCUGAUGCUUCUUAGCAUUCUUUGGAAUAAUUUACAUAUAGUAUCAAAAUAUUUUAGUACAAUUUUGUAUGUGAUAUGUGAAAGUAUGUGUUGAAAUUCUAUUUAUGGAAUUGCAAUUUCAAUAAUUUUAGCUUGUUAGAAAAAGUUAAAACAUAUUUUUUUAAUUUCAUGAAUUUUUAGUAAAUGCUUAUAAGAAGAAAAAAUAUCUCUCAUAUACCUUGGUCAAAAAAUAUUUGUUUAUUGUUACUGUUGUGCAAUUAUCAUGUAUUCAUUGAUUUUUAUAAAUAAUAGAAUUAACUAUAAAUAGAUUAAUUUAUAAAAGAAUUUACAGAAAUGUAGUUUGGUUUUUUAGCUGGAUGAAAACCUGCCUUACAAAUCCUCUAUAGUUAUCCUCAAGAGGAUUUGUAUCCUCUAUAGUUAUUAAUAUACUCACAUAAACAAAGUUUUGGUAUAUAUGGACUUACUCUAAUAAUCAUUUUGUGUGUGCUAGUAGAACUUAAUUUGUAGGAAAAUUUAUUCAAAAAUUAUAAUUGUAUAUAAACAUUUGUCAUUGAUAGAAGCAGUAUUUUCAAUGGCAAACGUUUAGCAUUGAUAAAAGCAGUUCUCUGAUAGAUAGCAUAGCUAUUUUUUAUCUAAAAAUAAUAUUAUUAUUAUUUAUUAUAAGAAAUUAGUAUUAUUUUAUCUAAACCUUCUAAAACUUUUAGUGUCAUGGUAAAUAUUUUUUUCCUCUGUUGCUUUUAUAGAUGUCUCAAAAGUUCAAAUUUCUUAAUAAGAAAAGGAAAAACGCCAAAUCAAAAACCCUAUUCAUUUUGUAUAUAAUUGUUGCAUUUCUGUCUGAAGCUGUAUUUUCUUAAGAAUAUUUAUGUGAAGAUUGAAUGCCUGUGCAAUGUUUGCUUGUAUAUAGAAGCGAAUUUUUGAGAAUGUGAUAACAUUUAUUAUUUUUAAAUAACUAAUGUUUUGUGAUAUAAUCGAAAAAAAAAAUAUAUGAAAAAAAAUGUUUGUAUGAAUUUGUUUUCAAAUAGCAAAAUUAAAAUUUUGUAAUAAUCUGUUUAUAGGUUAUGUUAUUAGCUAUAAAAAAAUUUUGUGGAAAAUAUAGCAGCUGUUCACUCAUUUGUAAAAUAAAGUUUUUGUAAAUAAUUUAUCACAAAAAUGUACAAAUAAAGUUUAAUGAGA
This is a messenger RNA of Argiope bruennichi, 5157 nucleotides long. Its product is annotated as echinoderm microtubule-associated protein-like 2. Gene Ontology annotation, biological process: microtubule cytoskeleton organization. NCBI's taxonomy places the organism in Eukaryota, Metazoa, Arthropoda, Arachnida, Araneae, Araneidae. Gene Ontology annotation, molecular function: microtubule binding. The record is from RefSeq and is a predicted model, not a curated record. Gene Ontology annotation, cellular component: mitotic spindle. Bases 109 to 2727 code for a protein of 872 amino acids. The transcript has 22 exons.